Closterium sp. Yama58-4 is the source of this 1569-nucleotide messenger RNA. The record is from the annotation of a GenBank genome assembly. NCBI's taxonomy places the organism in Eukaryota, Viridiplantae, Streptophyta, Zygnematophyceae, Desmidiales, Closteriaceae.
AUGGCGUCAUCCGAGGAGACGAUUGUAGUGGAGAAGGACACGUUAGCAGCCACGGUGGUUCUGAAUCGGCCCAAGGCUCUCAACUCUCUCGACACGUACAUGGUGAGGCGGAUGAAGCAGCUGUACGGCCAGUGGGAGAAGGAUCCAACGGUCAAGAUGAUCCUUCUCAAGGCCAAUGGGCGCGCCUUCUGUGCGGGCGGCGAUGUGCGGACUGUAUACCAGCAGGGGAAGCAGGGCAAGGUCGACGAGUGCUGCGAGUUUUUCCGAACAGAGUACCAGCUGAACCACCUCAUCGCCACGCUCACCAAGCCGCACGUGGCGCUGAUCAACGGGGUGGUGUUUGGCGGGGGUAACGGCAUCUCCGUGCAUGGGGCAUUCCGUGUGGUCACUGAGAACGCUCUCUUUGCCAUGCCUGAAACCGCCAUUGGCCUGCAUCCCGACGUUGGUGCUUCUUAUUUCCUCUCUCGUCUGCCUGGCCACAUGGGCGAGUACUUAGCUCUGACAGGAGCUCGGGUUCCCGCACCUGACAUGCUUGCCUUGGGCCUUGCCACCCACUUUGUACCUUCGGACCGGCUGCCGAGCCUCGAGAACAGGCUCGGGUGCCUAGGCACGGGAGACCCCGAAGCAAUCCAUCUGGCCAUUCAGGAGCAUGCCGAACGUGUUCUCCCCACUAAAGGGGGGAUUAUAGCGAGGGCUGCUGCGAUCGACGCAUGUUUUAGUAAAAGGACAGUGGAGGGAGUUUUGACCGCCCUUUUGAAUCACGCGUCUGCCACGUCUGCAUCGCACCCAGGAUGGAGUGCUGACGAUGCGGCGUGGGCGAAGGAGACCCACACGCUGCUCGCAAAAAUGUCGCCGACAGCGCUAAAAGUGUCUUUUAGGAGCGUGAGGGACGGGAGAAUGGAGAAUCUGGCACAGUGCCUGCAGAAGGAGUAUCGGCUGAGCGUGCGUGCUUGUAACGAGGCGGUGACGGGGGACUUUUAUGAAGGGGUGCGGGCCGUGCUGGUGGAUAAGGAUGGCAAUCCCAAGUGGAAUCCGGCGCAACUCUCUGAAGUAUCGGCACGCACCGUCUCCGACCUCUUUGCACCGCUGCCUCCAGGGGAAGAGCUGAGCCUGCCUGUGCGUGGCAGGGAGAUGAGUGUAGGUGCACGCUUCGAAAUGGCACAAUCAAGGCGACACGUAUUCCUUCUCCUGUGCUUCAUGCUCAUAGGCGCGAUGCAGGCCGAUGCAAGGUACAUUGUGGUGGGGAAGGGCUACGGGUCGUUGUUCGGGCAGGUGUUCAGCCCGUGGACGUUCGGCGUGAGCAAGUGGAAGGCCCCCAAAGUCUACGCCGGCGACCAGCUCGUUUUCCGGUGGGUGAUGCCUCACAACGUGGUAAUGUUCAGCGACGGCGCGAGCUACUCCGUGUGCGACUUCACCCUCGCGAAGACCCUUAGCUCCACGUCGUUCGUGGGCUUUUACGCGUACACCGUGAAGGACGGCGACAAGGGCCAGACGCUCUACUUCGGAAGCUCCACCUCGUCCGACUGCAAGCGGAACCUCAAAGCACAGAUUCCGGUGCAACUGGUUUAA